AUGAAUUUUGUAAAAUAUAUAAAUAAUGUUUUACAACUAUUCACGCACAGAUCCCCAAAACUCGAAAGCAAUAUCGACCGACGUCUUUUAAGUGAUUUCUGUGAUGAAGAUCCAUUAUCAAUGGAUUCAUCGAUUGACAAUUACACAGGCGAUUGGGAUUCAUUAAAAAAAUUUAUGAUUAGAGUAUCUCAACCUUGUCAUGAAAUGAUCGUAUCAUGUCUAUGGGCCAACAACCCUAAAGUUUGUUCAGAAAUAUUCAACCCAUCAUUAACAGACGAAGGUAUAUGUUGUUCAUUCAAUAGAGUAAAACCAGAUUACAUAUUUCGGAACCCAAAAGAUUUAUCAGAUUUAAAUGUUACCUUUCCAAAUCCGUCUGCAAAUUGGACUCCUGAAAAUGGAUACCCGCCGAAUACGCCUGCUGAAUAUACACCCUGGAGGCCCUGGGGCGCCGGUAAUCAUUUAGGAUUAACUCUUGUUUUGGAUGCUGAAAUAGAGGAAUAUUAUUGUUCAUCAGAAGUCAGCUAUGGAUUCAAGGUAAUAUUAUAA
This is a messenger RNA of Macrosiphum euphorbiae (potato aphid), 546 nucleotides long. The record is from the annotation of a GenBank genome assembly. Lineage: Eukaryota; Metazoa; Arthropoda; Insecta; Hemiptera; Aphididae.